AUGGAGCUGUCUGUUUGUCUGCUUCAGCCCAUCCAGGACUCACAACCAGAAUGUCAAGGCGGAGACAAGAGCCGUCUUCGUGGCCAGUUUCAACCUGCUAAUGGGGCCAAACAGCCAGUAGAAAUAUAUACCACCGACCAGUUGUACAAGUUCACCCGUCUCCAGGCCUCUCGGCCAGUUGACGAGUUUGGUGUUUGUCUGUCAAAUGACCCAAAUUGUCGGCACUACUACAGGCUGAAACGGUUGUAUGAAUGA
Protopolystoma xenopodis is the source of this 255-nucleotide messenger RNA. The record is from the annotation of a GenBank genome assembly. NCBI's taxonomy places the organism in Eukaryota, Metazoa, Platyhelminthes, Monogenea, Polystomatidea, Polystomatidae.